AUGGAUCAUCUCGUAGCGAAGGUCGUGCUUUUGGGAGACAGCGGGGUGGGCAAGUCCAGCCUGUUGACGCGGUUCACAGACAAGCGCUUCUCCGGCGCCUACAAGGCCACCAUCGGCGCGGACUUUGUCACACACGACCUCAUCGUCGAUGGUCGGGAGGUCACCCUCCAAGUAUGGGAGCGGUUUCAGAGCCUUGGGACGGCGUUCUUCCGCGGGGCGGACUGCUGCGUGCUGGUGUUCGACGUCAACGUGGCGGCGCCAUCAAUGGCCGAGCGCUUUCCCUUCAUCGUGCUGGGCAACAAGACCGACAAAGAUGAACGAGUGAUAUUGACCAAGGACGCGGCCGCGUGGUGUGAGUCGCACGGCAUGCGCUAUUUUGAGACCAGCGCCAAGGACGGGACGGGCGUGGAGCAAUCGUUCGACGUCAUCGCACAGACGGCCACGAAGCAUCACAUCGCCGACAACGCGCAUGUCGCGCGUGGAGGAGUGGACGAACGGAUCACGCUGGACCGGAAGGGCAACUUCACCCAGCCGGGCGCGGAGGGCGGCUGCUCGUGCUGA
Acanthamoeba castellanii str. Neff is the source of this 561-nucleotide messenger RNA. Its product is annotated as Rab7/RabGfamily small GTPase. Gene Ontology annotation, molecular function: GTPase activity; GTP binding. Gene Ontology annotation, cellular component: lysosome; late endosome; phagocytic vesicle. The transcript is spliced from 8 exons. The record is from RefSeq and is a predicted model, not a curated record. Lineage: Eukaryota; Discosea; Longamoebia; Acanthamoebidae. The coding region runs from base 1 to 561 and encodes 186 amino acids. Gene Ontology annotation, biological process: phagosome-lysosome fusion.